AUGGCCAUUCACGUGGACGGCCUGCUGGCCAUUGUCAUCUUCUACGUGUUGAUCUUAAUGGUGGGAAUCUGGGCGGCGUGGAAGAACAAGAGCUCCGGGAUCUCGCAGGGAACUGACCGCAGCGAGUCCAUCAUGGUCGGCGGCCGAGACAUCGGUCUGUUCGUGGGUGGAUUCACCAUGACCGCCACGUGGGUUGGAGGAGGAUACAUCAACGGCACCGCGGAGUCAGUGUAUCUGCCCGGAUCCGGCCUGGCUUGGGCUCAGGCACCGUUCGGUUACGCACUCAGUUUAGUAGUCGGUGGGUUGUUCUUUGCGAAGCCCAUGCGCUCUCGAGGCUACGUGACGAUGCUCGACCCGUUCCAGCAGCUCUAUGGCAAGAGAAUGGGAGGCCUGCUCUUCAUACCUGCUUUACUGGGAGAGAUCUUCUGGUCAGCCGCCAUUUUGUCAGCCUUGGGAGCAACACUGAGCGUGAUUGUGGACAUCAACAUCAGCAUGUCAGUGGUGAUUUCUGCCUUGAUUGCCAUCUUCUACACGCUGGUUGGGGGACUGUACUCGGUGGCGUACACAGAUGUCGUCCAGCUCUUCUGCAUUUUCAUAGGUUUGUGGAUAAGCGUGCCGUUUGCCCUGUCCAAUCCCGCUGUGUCAGACAUCGGCGUCACCGCAGUAAACACAGUGUUCCAGUCGCCGUGGCUGGGAGAGAUCGAUCCAUCUGAUGGCUGGAUGUGGGCUGAUAACUUCUGUCUUCUUAUGCUGGGUGGGAUCCCGUGGCAGGUGUACUUCCAGCGGGUCCUCUCCGCCUCCUCGGCCAGCUAUGCUCAGGUGCUGUCCUUCCUGGCUGCGUUAGGCUGUCUGGUCAUGGCCGUGCCAUCCGUCCUGAUCGGCGCUAUAGGAGCCUCCACAGACUGGAAUCAGACGUCGUACGGUCCGGUUCCCCCGGUGGAGAAGGACGAGUCGGACAUGAUCCUGCCCAUCGUCCUGCAGCAUCUCUGCCCUCCGUUCGUCUCUUUCUUUGGUUUGGGGGCGGUGUCGGCCGCUGUGAUGUCCUCCGCAGACUCCUCCAUCCUCUCAGCCAGCUCCAUGUUCGCACGGAAUAUUUACCAACUUGCUUUUCGGCAGUCGACGCGCCAGAAGGAGCAACGUCUCACGCGGGAGGUGGAGCGCUUCGUGGAGCAGAGGUUCCCCUAUAAGACGGUCUCCAUGCUGGCUUCGCUUCUGAGCAACGCUGCCUUCUCAUAUGCGGCCAAGUAUCUGUUUGAGAGCGGCAAGCUCUCGCCCAAGUAUGACUUCCUGGAUGCAGUGGUUUCCAGACACAGCAAAGAAACGAUGGACAAGACCACGCUCGUUGCCCACGACAAUAUCGUCCUGUCAGAGCUGGCUGCUGUUAAGCCGCGGCACGGAGGCUCUGUGGCAGGAACGUUUGUGAACGACGAGGGCGAGGUGAGCCCUGACUCCAGCACUGAGCACCAGUAG
This is a messenger RNA of Sinocyclocheilus rhinocerous, 1470 nucleotides long. RefSeq names its product high-affinity choline transporter 1-like. Gene Ontology annotation, cellular component: axon; synapse; dendrite. Gene Ontology annotation, biological process: synaptic transmission, cholinergic; neuromuscular synaptic transmission; transmembrane transport. The record is from RefSeq and is a predicted model, not a curated record. NCBI's taxonomy places the organism in Eukaryota, Metazoa, Chordata, Actinopteri, Cypriniformes, Cyprinidae. Bases 1 to 1470 code for a protein of 489 amino acids. Gene Ontology annotation, molecular function: choline:sodium symporter activity. The transcript is spliced from 8 exons.